AUGCUCUACUCAUACGCGCUCACUGCUCUCCUAUCCGCGUCAUCAGUCAUCGCCCUCCCAUUGAACAUCAACCUCGGUGCCUUCUCCCCCGCCUUGGUAGUCGGUGAUGGUGAGAUCUCAUUCGGCGGUGCUGAAGAGGCAAAGAGCCUUGUGGAGACGCUGAGCGGUGCAACCGCAACCGGUCAAGGAGCCGCCACAGGCCUCACACGAGCUCAAGAAGCCGGGUUAGGCAGUCCAGUUGCAGAGACAGGGCCAGCCGUCGUCGCCCCAUCUGUUUCGGCCGUUCCAACUAUACUACCCGGCGCUGGCAUCGGCAGGGACAUACAACCGCGGGAAGAAGAAGUAGACGAAGAUGAAGAAAGUGCGGCCGUCGAGAAAAGAGACCUCGCUGGUUUCAACGCAGCGCUCAACUUUGCAACAGGCGCACUGAAAUCGGGCCCUGAGGUGCAACUUGGAACUGGCGAGGGCGGAUCUGGUGUUGGUAUUAUCGUCAGGCCUCCUGGAACUGCCGCUCCUGCCAAGCCUGGGAAGCGAGCAGUAGUCCAGAACGAGCGGGAUCUGAGUUAG
Molecule: messenger RNA, 567 nt
Organism: Venustampulla echinocandica
Lineage: Eukaryota; Fungi; Ascomycota; Leotiomycetes; Helotiales; Pleuroascaceae
Exons: 1
Coding region: 1-567 (188 amino acids)
Source: RefSeq, a predicted model, not a curated record